This is a messenger RNA of Meloidogyne enterolobii, 217 nucleotides long. NCBI's taxonomy places the organism in Eukaryota, Metazoa, Nematoda, Chromadorea, Rhabditida, Meloidogynidae. The record is from the annotation of a GenBank genome assembly.
AUGUUUGAAGGGGAAAUAUUCACAGAUUGUGUUAUUAAGAUUGGUGAAGAUUCUAUAAAAACACAUCGUUGUAUUUUGGCAAGUAAUAGUAAAGUAUUUCAAAAAAUGUUCGAGCAUGAUGGAAUGAUUGAAGCUCAAAAUGUAAGCAAGAAUAACAUAGAGGGAGGGCAUAGAGGGGGACGAAUAGUAAAACUUGCAAUAAUAAAUGAUACAUGAA